Sphaerulina musiva SO2202 is the source of this 417-nucleotide messenger RNA. RefSeq lists its product as uncharacterized. The transcript has a single exon. The coding region runs from base 19 to 330 and encodes 103 amino acids. The record is from RefSeq and is a predicted model, not a curated record. NCBI's taxonomy places the organism in Eukaryota, Fungi, Ascomycota, Dothideomycetes, Mycosphaerellales, Mycosphaerellaceae. Gene Ontology annotation, biological process: mycotoxin biosynthetic process.
AGUCUCCACUGCCUCGAAAUGAUCCACAAACGCCUCCUUGACCCGUCUGGCUUCACUCCACGAGACUGCUCUGGACUAGAAUGGGGCUUUGAUGCAGAAGACGGGUAUAAUCAAACUCUGCAGACUGCUUGUCACAUUCAACAUUGUGUGGAUUGGAUUCGACAGGAUAUCAUGUGUCUGGCGGAUCCCACGUUGGAGCCGUUUGUGAUUGCGGAUGAGGUGCGGUUUGAGCCGGAAUAUCACCAAUGUAGAAGUUUUGAGAAUGUGAGGAGUUGGGCGCAGAGGAAUGAAUAUCCGGGGAGUAUGGCUAGUUUGCAGGCUUUUGGGUGAUGGAACUCUGGAAUCAAGACAUAUAAGUAGAGGGGGAGAGAGAAGGUUGGAAGAGAAUUAAUUGUUGUGCUUCUUGAUGAGAUACGA